UGAUAAUUUCACAAAAAAAAAUAAAAUUAAAGCUAUUUCUAACACUAGAUGCAACAAUUUUUCUGAUGCAGCGAGUGGUCUUCAAAUGUCCUCUUCAAAGGUGCUCACAAUACUCUUCUCUUUUCUCCGGAAAAGCAGAAAUUUUCAAUAACAAAAUCAACGAUUGAAAAAAACGAAGAAAUAGCCAAAAAAAAAAACCUAUACGCUAUCCUUUAUUUCUUGUGGCGGCGCAUCAAUACCGCCACCGCCAUGGGCGACAAAACACUCAAUCGACGGCGACAGCAACCCGAACCUGCCGCCGCCGAUGAAAAGUUCGAAUCUUGGGCCCAGCUAGCGUGGGCCCACUUGGAAGACGUACGGAAUUCGCCUUCACCGCCGCUAAUCCAGUGCAUCACAAACUUCGUCUCCAUGGAUUUGGUCGCCAACGUCCUGCUCUCCGCCGGCGCGUCGCCGGCGAUGAUACACUGCGUCGAAGAGAUCCCUGACUUCACGCCCAAGGUCCACGCGCUCUACAUCAACGUCGGAACCCUCACGCCGGCCUGGCUGCCGGCGAUGAAGAUGGCCGCGGCCGUCGCCAAUGAGGCCAAACGGCCGUGGGUGCUGGACCCGGUGGCCGCCGGAGCUUCCGGUUUCCGGUUAAGGGCGUGUUUGGACCUGCUGACGCUGAGGCCGAGUGUUGUUAGGGGCAAUGGGUCUGAGAUUUUGGCGCUUUUUAAGGGCUCUGUUGAUGCAAAUUCUAAGGGGGUGGACAGCACACACGAAUCAAUGGACGCCGUAGAUGCAGCGAGGUCCCUGGCUCGAGCCUGUGGGUGCGUAGUAGCGGUGUCUGGGGCCGUGGACAUAGUCACGGAUGGAGAGCGCGUCGUCGGAGCUAGAAACGGGGUUCCUAUGCUGCAGAAGAUCACAGCAACGGGAUGCGCGGUGACGGCCCUCAUUGCUGCAUUCGUAGCAGUGAAUCCAUCACAGCCGUUUGAAGCCACCGCUGCUGCAUUGUCCGUGUUUGGCGUCGCUGGCGAAGUGGGCACAGGCUCGGCUGGAGGGCCGGGCUCGUUGCGGGUGCACUUGAUCGACGCGCUUCACGGCCUGGAUCGAGCUGUUGUUCUUCAAAGAGUGAACAUCGGCGACGUUUCAUGAUCGGUAUCUUAGGAAGGAAAGCUCAUAAAAUGAGGCAUUGUAUAUUAUUGAUGUUAUAAUAAAGCCUCUACGUUUUACGUCCCCAAAGCGACACCAAA
Salvia miltiorrhiza (redroot sage) is the source of this 1232-nucleotide messenger RNA. Its product is annotated as hydroxyethylthiazole kinase. Gene Ontology annotation, molecular function: hydroxyethylthiazole kinase activity; magnesium ion binding; ATP binding. The transcript has 2 exons. The record is from RefSeq and is a predicted model, not a curated record. Gene Ontology annotation, biological process: thiamine biosynthetic process. Bases 250 to 1134 code for a protein of 294 amino acids. Lineage: Eukaryota; Viridiplantae; Streptophyta; Magnoliopsida; Lamiales; Lamiaceae.